Messenger RNA from Chilo suppressalis (striped riceborer), 6535 nucleotides. NCBI's taxonomy places the organism in Eukaryota, Metazoa, Arthropoda, Insecta, Lepidoptera, Crambidae. The record is from the annotation of a GenBank genome assembly.
AACUACGGCCGUAAAACACGAAUUAAAAAAAAAAGCCUGUGCCUGACCCAUAGAGUAACUUUGUUUAAAUGGCCUGACCUGUCAGAAAUCAGAAAGCAGGGAAGGAAGGAAACGACACACAACCUCUUUCAAAAAAUUUCCGUCUUGUAGAUUUCAUAUUUACUUCGUUUUCUUCUAUUUAUAUACAUUCCGAUGCUUUUCGGUUGUACCUUUUUGUUUAAUGAAUAAAACGUUUUAAUUCAAAGCGUAUCUGUGAGCAAACAGUAUUUUACUUAACUAAAAGUGCAUUAUUUACAUUGCAAAUUUUAAACAAAGAUGUUUUCAAUAAUGAGUAAGCAUUGUUAUCAUAUUGCUUGUAUUAAUUUUAUAUUAGGCAGUAACAUUAUACAGUUCCCAUCGAUAAUUAUUUCCGGAAACCGAUAGAAAUCAAUUUAUAUAUUUUAUGAUUAAUAAUAGUUUCACAGGAAAUCAAUUGACAUGCUAAUUAACCUAAAUGUAUGAAUAAAUCACUUUGAAUUAUGAAACUCACAAAUUACAGUUGCUAAGGUUUCCACCUAAAUCCUGAGUGCUGCUUAAAAUCAAUAAUUAUUGGUGAAUUAUAAGAGUAAACAAAUCGUAUGAUUUCCGUGCUACCUCACCGAAUGGCCUACAGCAUGGCAGCAGACACAGUAAUGAAUCCUAAAACUGCUAUUAUAAUGCUUAAUAUGGGAGGGCCACAGACUACGGAUCAGGUCGGUGACUACCUUCAUAGGAUCAUGACAGAUAGAGACAUGAUUCAGCUACCCGUACAAAGCAGACUGGGUCCGUGGAUAGCAAGCAGACGGACGGAAGAGAUAAAGAAGAAGUACAUGGAGAUUGGGGGUGGAUCACCCAUCCUGAAGUGGACCAAUAAACAAGGUCAAUUGUUAACCCAAGCCCUAGAUCAAAUGUUGCCGGAGAGCGCGCCUCAUAAACAUUACGUAGCGUUCAGAUAUGUGACCCCGUUUACUGAAGACGCUUUACAAGAAAUCGAGCGUGAUGGUGUCACCAGAGCAGUGAUAUUCUCCCAGUAUCCUCAGUACAGUUGUGCCACAGCUGGAUCUAGUUUCAACGCCAUUGCCGACUUUUACAAAAACCGGCAAGUUCCGAGCACCAUAAAGUUUAGUAUGAUAGAGCGUUGGUCCACGCACCCGUUACUGGCCAGAGUGUUUGCUGAACGAAUACAGGAGAAACUUGAAGCGUUCGAUAGAAAUGUCAGGGACGACGUGCUAAUAUUGUUCACCGCUCACAGUCUACCUUUGAAGGCCGUAUCCCGCGGCGACACUUACCCCUACGAGGUGGCUGCGACAGUAGCCGCGACAAUGUCGCAACUGAAAGCCCCCAACGCGCACCGACUCGUCUGGCAGUCUAAAGUGGGGCCGUUGCCAUGGUUACAGCCUUACACGGAUGACGCCAUAAAGGCUUACGCGAAACAGGGCAGGAAGCAUUUAAUUCUGGUGCCAAUAGCAUUCGUUAAUGAACAUAUAGAGACAUUACACGAAUUGGACAUUGAAUACUGCGAUGAAAUUGCUAAAGAGGCAGGCAUAGUUCAAAUAGAACGAGCUUUAGCACCAAACGACCACCCCACGUUCAUAGGGGCUUUAGCUGAUAUUGUGGCCUCACAUCUCAGCAACGGACCGACCAUCAACGCCCAGUUUUUGACCAGGUGUCCACAUUGUGUCAGCAAAAGGUGUCAAAGUUCCAAAGAAUUCUUCAGAAAGUUGUGCAGCUCUACAGACGUUCACACACAAACUGUGACUACGUCAUAAUUAAUAAUAAAUAUGUACUUGUAAAUACUCGUCUAUUAAUAAUCUAUAUAUCAAUACUGUAUACUAAUAUUAUGAAGAGGAAAAAUUUGUAGAUUUGUAUGUUUGUAAGAAGUGAAACUUCUUUUCUUAAAUAACCUAAUCUAACCUAACAUUAGGCGGUGCAUAAGGCAUAGAGGAAUGGAGCAACGCACGCAACACUCAUAUCAUCAUUAGCUUAUUAAUGUCCCCACUGCUGGGGCACAGGCCUUCCCUAUGGAUGGAAUACGGAGAUUGGGCCACGGCCCACCACGCGGGCCCAGAGCGGAUUGGUGGAUGCUAACGACUGCAGAUGCAGCCGGGACCAACGGCUUAACGUGCCUUCUGAAGCACGGAGGAACUCGAGAUAGAAGAUUUUUGGUCACCCAUCCAAUGACCGACCACUGCGAAAGUUGCUUAACUUCAACGAUCGCAGUCGAACGCGCUAACCACCUGCGCCAUCGAGCUCCUCAUCGCUCAUAUAUAUGUGUAUAUAUACAGGGUGAAAUUGAAUGUUUCAAUGAAACUUCGUGGGAUUAUUGGGUUACGUAUAUAGAGUAUCUCUGAAUUUUUUCGGAUUUUUUAAAAAUGAUUUAAAAUAAAAUUUCGUUUUUUUUUUGUUAUAUUUUAAUCUCCUUUUGGGUACUAAAUAAUUAUUCUUUUUAAACACUCAUACAGAGUAAGUAAAAAACAACUAAUUAGCACUACUAAAAAAACGUAAAAACAGAAGACGAGCGGUCGGGAGCAAUGACCGCUCCCGCCGUUGAAUCGGUUGAAUACCUACCUAUGCGCGGUGCAAAGCGCAGUGAACGAGCGCAGUGUCAAGUUUAUCCACCGCGCAUGCGUAUCUUUUAAAUUUGGGACAAGAGAAGAUUUGCAAAUAAUGCCAUGAUUAGUUCUUGUUCUGUGGCCUCAAUAUAAGAAGUUGGAUAUGGUGUGUUGUUAUUGUAGUGUCACGGUAUACUCAGCAGAGCCACAAGGCUUUACGAAAGUAGGUUUGAUGAUUGAUUGUGUUUACAAAGUGUAUACGGGAAGUUUAAGUGAAAAAAAUGAAUAGGUACAUCGGUCUCGUAAGUACUUUUAAAUACCGGGUUAUAAAUUUCAGCCAAGUAUUGAACUGCAAUAAGUAUUUCUUUUUGUUUAACAUUUGCCUAUUUCUAAUCGUGACAAAAUUAUUAUUAACUUUUAAAGUUUUUCUCCGCUUAAGAGAAGAUGACAUUUGUGCUUAUUAUUUCAAUAAAGGCAUCUAAGACGACUUUAUUGUAUUGUGUGGAAUCAAAGGAGUCAACUGAACUCUGUGUAGAGGUACGUACUCACUCAACGGCUGGCGGGCGCGGUCGGUCGUUGACCCGCCGUGGAAUUUUAAUGUUUUUCCAUUUUUUUGAAGUACUUAUUUAUUAGUUAUUUUUCACUGGAUAUGUAAGUUUGUUUGUUUAAAAUGAAUAACUACUCAAAAGGAGAAAAUGACAUAAAAAUACACAAAUUAUAAAUAAAAACAUGAAAAAAAAUACUUCAAAAAAAUCCGAAAAAAAUCAGGCAUACUCUUUUCACGUAACCCAACAAUCUGACGAAGUUUCAUUAAAACAUUCAAUUUCACCCUAUAUAUAUAUAUAUAUUGUCGCGUGUGACGCUCGUAGCAUUUCAAACUUCGCCGAGUUACCCUCCAACUUUCAUGCUCGUCGGGAAGAGUUGCGCACGCAUCCCUCUUACAUUUAUAUAGUCGUGUGACGCCCGUGACGCAUUUCCGUUUCAUAUUUUCCGCAGAAUUUUUCCAUUUACACCCCUUCCGAAAAGAAGUUUCACUUCAAUAAACUCAAAAACUAUUUCAACAUAGAACAAGCUAUAUUUUAUUGACCUCUCUGAGCUCAGCUAUCAGUGAGCCAGAUUUCGCCGAAAUUGGUUAAGUAGUUUCGGAAUUUAUCCAGGGCUCAAAUAUGGUGUUACGAGAUUUAUAUAUGUAUAUAUUAUUAGAUGUAGUUUGGGAAAUUAAAAAACGAAAGAAUUAGUGUUUCAUAUUUUCUCGAAUCUGGGUGGUUGUGGUCGCGUCGUUUAUGUUAAGUAAAAGCUCAAAAUAUUAUACUUAAGUUGUAUGUUUGUUUUGGCUUAUGGAGUGACUUUUGAGUUUUGAAAUUAUGUUUUUUGAAGUAAAACUUCUUUACGCACGCUUGACUUGGGGGGUAAGCUGGCGAAUGCGUUACGCGUUACGAAAAGUGUGAUCGGGCGAGGCGAACGGGAGUUGAGUGGGGGAAUGCAAGAGAAGCAGUGCGCGCGCACAUUUUCUUUCUCUCUUUCUCUUAUAGCUAGUAAAUGAAAUAUGUAUAUGUACAUACAUGUAUAUAUUGUACUCACCCACAUAUAAGUAUAUAUCGCACGUCACAAACAAUAGGGUAUUAAGUCGGCAAAACCAUUCAUUUUUUUAUUUGCGUUUCGAAAACUACAUUUUUUUCUCUUAUAAAUUGGUGAGAUAAUUGUAUUUUAAUUCGAAAUGGUUUUUGAAUUAUAGCAACACAUAUGUCGUCAAUUUCUAGGCAAAAUUUAUGAUUGUGAGUAUUCUAAACAGUAUUAAGUUAAGUUAAUACCCUAUUGCCCGUUCGGAUUAAUACAAGUGUGAAAUUUUAUUUCAAAUAAUACCCUUUGGCCUGUUAAAUUUUAUUUAAUAUGUUAUUUUCAACGAAAUUAUUUUAAAAUGAUACUAGUUGUAAUUUUAACAUGAGCCAUUUGAACUGCUUAUAGGGUAUUCUCUUUACCCAGUCACAUAAAAGUACUUUUAAAAUAAAAACUACUAUUGACACACCAACUAAACUUACUCGACACAAAGAAGGAUAAUGUACGUUUAAAUCAAGGUAUCAUUUUAAACAUUUGAACAAGCAGUUCCGCUUCUAUGAUUUUUUAAAACUUGAAAACGCGAUAUCUUUAAACACUGUUUUUUUUCUAAAUGGCUCCGCACGGCUUGUGCAUUUAGCCAAUGUCAAGUGUUAAAUGUAGGUAUACAAAUACUAUAGCACUCGUGGUCAAAGUAAUAAGUCAAGUCAAAGUAAGUGGCAGUCAAGUCAAUCCCCCUUUCCCCAUGUUUCAGUAAAAGUGUGGGGAUUUACUGGAACCUCCCCGUGGACUUCUUGAGGGAACGUCGAAAGACACUUUCCGCUAUUUUGUUUCACUUGCCAACACUUGUGCAUGUUCCCGAACACUUGGUGGUUAAUAAUCCACCAUUAUUAGACACUAACAUCCGCCACAACACAUUUUUUAUCAAGAAAAACAAAACUGCUAAAGUGACGCUUCCCGAUCCCGCCAAAAAGUCCAAACACUGUUUUUGAAGAUAAUACCCUUUUGUUUGUGAUGUGCUAUAUAUAUAUAUAUAUACAUACAGAUGGAGCUAAAGAAGUUUCACUUCAGUCGUGUGGUCAUCAGUGUUGCCAGGUCUCCAGAUUUCACAGGAGAUUUCCUGUUUUUCUGAAAUUUCUUUUGUUCUACUGUUUUUCUACAUGAAUCUCCUGUUUUUUUAGAAUACGAUUUUCUUUUUUAAAUUGAAUGUUGAGUUACAUUUUCCGUCAUUAAUAAUGUAGAAAACCUUCAUAAUUAUAAAAUAAAUGUAAUUGUCUAAAAAAAUAGCUUUGAGGGGUGGCAGAAGCCACAGAAACACAACCGUUACUGGUUUUUAUCUUGAUUUGAUUUACCAAUCCUAAGAAUCGUAAAAAGUACGCCUCUUUACUACGGUUUUUCUUGUAGCUCUUUCCACACAUAUACUGUUUUUAUCUAUAACGCCUCCCGAUUUUUGAAAAUUGGCAACACUGGUGGUCAUAAGCACACUGUUUUUUUUUUAAUAAUUUAUUUAUGCGUUAUCAUUUUUGUGAUUAGAGAAAUUUAUCUAUCCAAAGGUAUCUCUAGAUCUGUUCAUUGGUUUUAUGGGUGCUUUAACUAUGUUAAUUAUGACUAUCCGUUUAUUAUGACGUAGUUACACAACGAAGUUUGGUUUUCAUAUAAAAUUCAUUGUAACAAUGUCGGAUAUAAUGACUUCGCUUACAGUGACAUGUCGCUUAUUAUGACCCAUUUUUAAUCAAUUUUGUGCGUUUAUAGUGACCGACGUGGUUCUUUACACCUACGGUAAUGUUCGUUGAUUCAAAUUGAACAUCAAGCAUUGUUUUUAGUGAUAUGCUAUGUAAAAAAAUGUCAUCUCAACGUCGUAAAGCAUUUACGACUGAGGAAAAAGGUGCAAAGCAUAUUAUUAUGCUGAUUAGAAAAUGGAGAAUCAAACUCAUCUCACAAUCAAAAAAGUUUCACAAAAAUGCUUUGUAUGACGUCCGCUUAGUAUGACGUGUUUGUCGAUGCCCUUCGAAGUCAUAAUAAACGGAUUGUACUGUAAUGUCGUAAGAUGGUUUGAUAAAUCGUUUUUUUUUAAACGCUGAUAAUAAGACAAUGGAGAUGACAUUGCUUGAUGUUAAUGUUGAUGAUUUUGUUUUCUGGCGUUAAGUCGGCUGCUGCCGCGGCAUAUAAAUGUGAUCUCACGAAUGAUUCUUUACAGAGACGAAAUUAUGUUGUUAUCAGUGUAGCCAGGUACGAUUUUAAAAAAUCGGGGAAAAAACAGUAAUAAUAAUAUUUGUUUGUAAAAAAAUGUACAUGGUAAAAAUCUUAUAAAUAUGUUGAAACUAAGGCCAUUGUUUCACACAAAGUACAGAUAGACAUGAUUUUAUUUAUUUUUUAAGCAUUUUAAAUGCUAGAUGUUUAAAUCUAAAGAA